CGUCAUCUAAGCAUUUCACUAGCUACUUUGUGCCAUGGCAGCUGCUAAUAAGUUAUUCUUAUGUUAUGUUGCUGCUGUUCUUGUUUUUGUCCUUGCUGUGAUAACUUGCAAAGCUUCUACAACAUACACGGUUGGCGGUACCUCUGGUUGGGACAUUAGCACUGAUCUUGAAUCAUGGGUUCAAGACAAGACAUUCGCCGUUGGUGAUAUUCUAUUAUUUCAGUACUCACAAAUCCACAGCGUGAGCGAGGUGCCAAAAGAAAGCUACGACCAAUGUAACAUGACAAAAGUGAUAAAAACAAGCAGUGACGGUAACACUUCAAUUCCGUUAACAACUCCAGGCCAACAUUACUUUGUCUGUUGGAAUGGAUUACAUUGCUUGGGAGGAAUGAAAAUUCAAGUAACUGCUAUCGGAGGGGCGAAUUCUCCUGCAAAUGCACCUCGAGGAAGUGCCGCUGGUCCUUCUGGUUUGGUACCUGGUAGUAAGAAGAACCAACCUACACUAUCUUCUUCAAAUGUCAUCAACGGUGGAAGUGAUUAUCUUGUUCUAGGUGCUCUUUGCAUUGUGGGAACUGUUUUAUCCCUCAUCGGUAGUUGAACCAACUCAUAGCAUUAUAUAUUUUUUGAAGCUAUAUCAUUUGGAGAAGCUUGCAUUUUCAAGUUUCACGCAUAUGUAAGAGGUUAAUUACAUUCAAUGAAUAUAUCAGGUAUUUGCAUGCAA
Molecule: messenger RNA, 721 nt
Organism: Papaver somniferum (opium poppy)
Lineage: Eukaryota; Viridiplantae; Streptophyta; Magnoliopsida; Ranunculales; Papaveraceae
Product: stellacyanin-like
Exons: 2
Coding region: 35-598 (187 amino acids)
Cellular component (GO): plasma membrane
Molecular function (GO): electron transfer activity
Source: RefSeq, a predicted model, not a curated record